AUGGAAAGCUCUACCACGGUUCCGCCGACCCUCGAACCAAGCGAGCCUCUUCAAAUCGCUAUAAUCGGCGCCGGACUAACAGGCCUCAGCCUCGCACUUUCUAUUUCCGCCCUCCCACUGCACCAGCGUUCUCACCUCCACUACACCAUCUACGAAUCGCACCAACACUAUUCCGAAAUCGGCGCCGGUAUUGGAUUCGGCGCUAGCGGUCACCGAAUUAUGAAACUUCUCCAUCCCGAAUUCUGGGAAAAUUACAAAGCGAUUGCGAACUGGGGCGAAGACGACGUAUGGUGGGACUUUGUAGUCGGUGAUAAAGUCGGAAAUUCACAAGGAAUAGCCGAUGAGAAAUGGGAAGGAAAGCGAAUCGCACAGGUACGCAUGAAAGAGGGGAGAGAGGGUCAGAGUACCGCGCAUCGACGAUCUUUAAUGGAUAUUCUGAUCAAACUUCUUCCUUCUUCGUGCGAUGUUCGGUUUGGGAAGCGUUUGACUGGGAUUGUAUCAUCUGCUUCUGAUUUACAUUCUAUUUCCGAUCAUCCAAAUUCUAAAGUAACCUUACAAUUCCAAGACAGUACAACUUCAACAGCCGACCUAGUAAUCGGCGCCGAUGGCGUCAAAUCUCUCUGUCGGGAUAUAGUAAUCACACCGACUUGCAAUGCCGAAGCGCUCAAAGCACGGUUUACGGGGAAAAUAGCAUAUAGAGGAUUAAUACCGAUGGAAGAAGCGAGAGCGAGGAUAGGAGAGAAAGCGGGUCAGAGGAUGUUCUAUUUGGGACAUGGGGGACAUGUGGUUUCGUUUCCGGUGGAGGGAGGGAAGAGUAUGAAUAUUGUUGCGUUUGCGAAUCGGGAGGAGGGGGGUUGGGAGGGGGAUUGGGAGGGGGGUUGGGUGAGGGAGAAUGUGGGGGAGGAGCUGGAGAGAGAUUAUUUGGAUGGGAGGUGGGGGGAUGAUGUGGAGGGGAUUAUGAGGCUCAUCAAAUCUCCCUCCUACUGGGCAACAUUCUACCAUCCCCCCGCUCCGACCUUUCACCAUCCCACUCUACCCAUCCUUCUCAUCGGCGACGCUGCUCACACCACCGCUCCUCAUUUUGGACAAGGCGCUGGUCUUGGUAUCGAAGACGUAUACAUCCUCACAAAGCUUCUCUCGCACCUCCCCACCACCUCUCACUCUUCCGGUGCCAGCUCAAAUCUACGCGCCCUCUUCACAGCAUACACACAAAUCCGACAGCCGCGCGCGACAACCGCCGUGUCUACUGCUAACUAUUAUGGUCGGAUGCUUGAUAUGGAAGAUCCUGUUAUUUCUGAUAAUCUUUCGCUUAUAGGGGAGAAAGUGAGGGGGAUAGCGGAGACGAUAUGUGGAUAUGAUGAGAUUGGGGAGGGGGAAAGAGCGGUAGAGAUCAUGAGAGGGAAAUUGGCGGAGCGUGAGAUGAAGGAUGGCAAGAUAAGGAAUGAUGAUGUCGUGGAGCGUGAGUGGUGGGUUCUGAACGAGACUUCAUCGUGGAAAAGUUUUCAUUGA
This is a messenger RNA of Botrytis sinoallii, 1509 nucleotides long. RefSeq lists its product as uncharacterized. Gene Ontology annotation, biological process: secondary metabolite biosynthetic process. Lineage: Eukaryota; Fungi; Ascomycota; Leotiomycetes; Helotiales; Sclerotiniaceae. Gene Ontology annotation, molecular function: FAD binding. Bases 1 to 1509 code for a protein of 502 amino acids. The record is from RefSeq and is a predicted model, not a curated record. The transcript has 3 exons.